GUUUGUUGAACAGCUGGUCAUAUGAUGUAUAAUCGUAUUUAAAGACUUCGACUAGUCCUAGUAAACGGGAAUGCAUAUUGCAAUUCAAUUCAUUUUCACAUUGUUGCAGACUUGCAGUGAGGAUGCCUAGAAGAAGAAAUCGCUAUAAGAAGAGGGCCGACGAAUCCCUCGUUCCUCAAGUUUCUUCCAAGCAAAAGAGAGAGAGCCUGCAAUUGGAGAGCUGCAUCAAAUUCAAUCCUCCUGAUUAACUGAUAGGAGUUAAAGAGUUCAAGAUGGCGGACAACAAUGUCAGUGACCACACCGUGAUGCAAAUUAAGGAUGAGGACAAAGAUGAUGUGAUUGCAGAAAAUGAUGGGAAUAUGGCAACCUUGACUAAAGAUAGAAAUGAUGUGGAAUUAAUAGUAUCCUCGAUUCGAAGAAAGCUUCACCAGAAUCCUCCAUCAACAUCUAGAAGUUGCAUAUUUAGAAUCCCUAAUGUGUUGCGCAGGCAUAACGAAAAAGCUUUUGUUCCAAAUUUGGUUUCAAUAGGGCCAUUUCAACAGGGAAAAAAGAACCUGAAAGUGAUGCAAGAGAUUAAGCUGUGGUAUUUGCAUUGCCUCCUUGAUCGAAAGCCAACUUCAGAGACCAGUUUGGAGUACUUGGUAGAAGCCAUUAAAAGUAUGGAGCAAGACUGUCAUGAUUGUUAUGGCGAAAAAAUUCAUAUGAGUAGUGAAAAAUUUGUGGAAAUGAUGGUGGUUGAUGGUUGCUUUAUCGUGGAGCUCUUCCGCAAGACUGCAAGUGAGGUGCAAGACGAUGAUGAUCCUGUGUUUAAUACGUCAUGGAUGCCGUUGGCACUUAGAAAAGACUUGUUUCUACUUGAAAACCAGCUUCCUUGGAAAGUCGUUGACUGUUUAUUUAACCUCACAAAGGAAAAAGAUAAACCAGAAUCCGAAGCUCUACUCCUGCUUGCUCUGAAAUUCUUUGAGGUGUCUGCAUUCUGCCAGGAUCCACACGCCGACAGACCAUUGGAAACUAAGCAUUUACUUGAUGGCAUAAGAAACUCUUUACUUGCCUCGUACCCUCAAGAAGCAACUCAUAGUUAUUGGGAACCGAUUCCUUCUGUCACAGAACUUCUACAAGCUGGUGUCGAAUUUAAACUUAGAAGUGAUACUUGGGACAACAUGCUCGACAUAACCUUCGAAAAUGGAGUUAUGGAAAUCCCACCAAUAGAUAUUGAAGAAAAUGCAGAGUCUCUCUUCAGAAACCUCAUCGCCUAUGAAUCGGGGAAUUCAAGCAUCCACUGUUGUAACAUUACCUCUUACGCUGCCAUCUUGGAUAACCUUAUUAACACUAGCACAGAUGCGGACUUUCUCAUUCAGAAAGAAAUUAUACAUACACUAUUGAGCAAGGAGGACAUAGCCUGUCUCUUCAAUAGGCUUUAUAGUGACACUGUAGUUGGCUAUUUCUGUUACGUGGAACUCACCAAGAAUGUGAAUGCAUAUUAUCAGGAUCGCUGGCACAGAUGGCAAACAAUUCUCAGACGUGAUUAUUUCAGCAAUCCAUGGUCAAUCUUUUCGCUUUCUGCCGCGCUCUUGAUCCUAGGUUUUACCUUCUUGCAAACCUUGUAUUCCCUUCUAACUUACUACUAGUCAGUUAGGCAA
Messenger RNA from Prunus avium (sweet cherry), 1640 nucleotides. The record is from RefSeq and is a predicted model, not a curated record. NCBI's taxonomy places the organism in Eukaryota, Viridiplantae, Streptophyta, Magnoliopsida, Rosales, Rosaceae.